Molecule: messenger RNA, 1341 nt
Organism: Pestalotiopsis fici W106-1
Lineage: Eukaryota; Fungi; Ascomycota; Sordariomycetes; Amphisphaeriales; Sporocadaceae
Exons: 2
Coding region: 1-1341 (446 amino acids)
Molecular function (GO): FAD binding
Source: RefSeq, a predicted model, not a curated record
AUGGACGGCCCGGCAAAGUUUCGUGCAGUCAUUGUCGGCGGUGGGAUGGUUGGCCUCACGGCAGCUCACAUCUUCUCCAAAGUUGGCAUCGACUUUGUGAUUCUAGAAAAGCAUAAGACUGUGUUGGCAUCGCGCGGCUCGGAUUUGGCGGUUUGGCCGCAGACCAUGCGGAUAUUUGAUCAGCUGGGUGUGCUCGAGACAAUGAAUGGUCUCCUCGAUUAUUGCAGCGACAUUCAGGUCAUUACUUGCAAAGAUGGCCGCAAGAUUCGGUCAGACGAAAUGCUGAGUUUGGUUGAAAGAAAUCAUGGUCACCCGAUAAACUUCAUGAGCCGCCCACAGAUGGUGAAUUUCCUUUACGACAGCCUACCGCAGACUGCAAAAGAUUGCAUACUGUUGGAAAAACAGGUCACCGACGUUGAAAUUUCCGAGGACGGAGUCACUGUCACGUGCGAAGAUGGGACGUCCCACCGUGGCUCCAUUGUAGUUGGAGCUGAUGGAGUGCGCAGCCAAGUCCGGUUAUAUUCCCAGGCACUCAGGGCAGGCUGUGAGCCCAAGGAGCUACCACAAGGGAUCAAGACACCAUUCACCACGACGUAUCGCAUGUUCUUUUGCAACAUACCGAUUCUGCCCGGAUUGGAGCCAAAUUCGACAUAUAGCGGAGUCCACCAGGGCAGCAGCACGCAACUAAUCAAUGGAUCGAAAGCAGCUACCCUUGCCGUGUAUGAGAAACUGGACACUCCGACAUCGACAUUGAAAAGGUACACACAGGCAGAUUCCGAUGAUCUCCUGAAGCGUGUGGAUCAUUUAUACGUGGCUCCCAAUUUGACCCUCUCCGAAGCCUUGCAAUAUCGCACCAACGAACCAUGUUUAAUCGAUCUGGAAGAAGGCUUUAUCGAGGACCAUUGGUUCCACAAGCGCAUUGUACUGGUCGGCGAUUCGGUCCGAAAGUAUGAGCCGCACCUUGGACUGGGCUACAAUUCCGGGGUUUCUGAUGUGGUGGUCUUGGCCAACCAGUUGCGCACCCUGCUGCAGAAAGAUGAAUGUCCAGGAACGUUGGCAAUCGAAAAGGCGUUCGAGUCCUAUCAGGAGGCCCGAAUGGAACAGACCAAACAGAUGGCAUCCUUGUCAGAGCAGGGUGCACGGUUGCUGGCAUGGCUCAACUGGAAGCACAUGGUCAUUGGCAGAUAUGUGCUAAACGUGCUCUCCCCGUUGGCCGGUUUCAUUAUAACAAAGACCAUUUCGUCGGUGGUUAGUCAGGCACCAGUCCUUGAUGAGCUACAAGAGAAGAAUCUGCCCCAAUCAAGGGUAAGCUGGAAGUUUCACCCGAGUGUCGGGCAUUGA